Messenger RNA from Pelodiscus sinensis (Chinese soft-shelled turtle), 2190 nucleotides. The record is from RefSeq and is a predicted model, not a curated record. Lineage: Eukaryota; Metazoa; Chordata; Testudines; Trionychidae.
AAGCACCAACUAGAACGGGGUUUAAUAAUGUUACAAAUGGAGAAAGAACUGAAUGAACUUCUUGUGAGGAAAGAACAAGAAUGGAAAGAGCUCCAGGCUCGUCAACUCACUUUUCAGAAAACAACAUUGCAGGAUACCAGAAAGCAGCUCCAGGAAAUGCAUACAAAAUUCAACAGGUUAAAAGAAGAUUUCACUUAUAAUCUGAGAGUUCUCGAAGAGAGAGACAGAGAGCUGGAGCGCUACGAUGCCAUGUUUACUCAGUUGAAAAUGGCUGAAAAUGCUAAACAGGUAGAAGUUAGCGAUCUUAGGAUACAGCUAGAUAAACUGCAACAAAUGCUUGUCAAGGAAACCCAGAAACAAAAGGAUCAGCAGUACAAAUAUCAACAAAAACUUAAAGAACAUCAGUUAGAGCUGGAGCGCCUGCACAGUGCUAAGAUUUCAGACAUUGAUCAUCCAUGUGAAGAGUAUAAGAAGCUAAAACAGCAGUUGGAGCAAAAACUCCAAGAAGUGGAAGGAGAGCUUGCUUUGCAAAAACAGGAGCUGUUGGUGGAAUUUGAUGCAGAAAUUAAAAAGAGAGACCAUGCAUUUCGACAGCAGGCAGAUGAAAUGAGUAAUUUAGUUCUUUCUCAUGAACUCAAGGUGAAGUUAUUGACCACAGAACUGGAGGCUCUGAAAGAGGCUGGGAUGAAAGCUGCAGAAUCAUUGCAAAUAGCAGAAACUACUAAUUUGAAGUUGGAGAAAGAGGCCAAAUGCAAGGAUCGGGAACUUAAAGAUUUUGCAGCCGUGAAAGAUGCUCAGAUAAAGGAUUUAGAAUGUAAGCUUCAUGUAGCAUACCUGACUUUACAAAAAGAAGAGGAAACAUUUCAGAGAAAACAUGAGGUGCUAGAUCACUUUGCCAAGGAGAAAGAUGCAGUACUGGCUUCAGUGAAAGAAGUCCAUGCUGAGCAAAUACAAAAAUUGGAAAAUCAGAUAAGAGAUCUACAAAUAAGUAAUGAGACUGUGGAGAUGGAGUUGCGUAGAAGAGAAUGGAGGCAUGCAGAUUGCUUGAGGGAGAAAGACACUGUAAUUGAAAAGCUUGAAGGAGAGCUAACAACACUUAAAACCAGAUGGGAUUCUCAUCUAGCUCAGAUUUCCAAAGACACCAUUUCCAAAGACCUUCAAAUUCAGUCCUUGCAUGAGGAGAAGGUGAAGCUGAAGGCAGAGCUGGCCAGAUUCCAGAAGGAUAUAGAAAGGUAUAGACAGCAACUAUCUCUUGCAGCAGAGCGUGAGCUGAUUCUGGAACGGGCUCAAGUGCAAGCAGAGCUGGACUGGCAGCAGCGCUAUGAAAAUGCUGAAAGAAAUCAAUAUCAGAAAUCUGAGGCUCUCAUACAGAGCCUGUCAACAGUAAGGGACCAGGUUACAGCUCAGCUACAAGAGAAGGAUCAGAAGCUGUGUGAAAUGGAGACACUUCUGUCUGCUUUGACCUUUGAAAGAGACCAAGCAGUGCAGGCACUUCAGAAACAUGGUAUAUUGCCUGAAGGAGAGAACCAGAUGUUUCUAGGUGAUGAUAAAGGAGUUCUUGGAAAAGAUGUUCCUGCCACAGAGAUCGAAAUAUUAAAGGAACAGAACACCAGCCUGCGGGCUGCCAUUGCAGAAAUGAGGAGGGAAAUGGAGACUCUCGGUGAUCAGAUGCCACCCUUGGUCCCCAUGAAAGAAAAGAUAUCGCACACCCAGCAAACUGUCACUGAUGCCGAGGCUACUAUGGUCAUAUUGACUCGUGGUAAUAUAGAGAACCAGGCUGAAAUUUCUAGCAGUUAUUAUGUUCGAUCCCUGGAAGAGGAAAUAAGAAAGUUAAAGCACAAAUACUGGAUAAUGGAAGAGCAACUAGAAAAGGUAUUGAAGCUUCCCAGAAAAUCAUCUGCUCCUUCCCAUGACCCAUCCAGCAUUCAGCAUCAGUCAGCACAAUCCCUCACGCAGCUGCACAGCCACAAUUUCAAUGAAAUGAAUGGUCAGGGUGCAUUUUGUGCUGAAGUUUUCUGUGACACUCCUUUGAAGACACUUCAAGCCAGAACUGCUCACUCAGACUCUAAGGAAACACAGUACGUACAAAAGUUCCAGGGGUCCACGUCAAAGCAAUCUUUCUCCUGGAAAGCAACUCCCGUCCCCUUUUACCCCUUCUCUACUUACGCUACAUCGAUGACAUCUUUAUGA